Messenger RNA from Oncorhynchus tshawytscha (Chinook salmon), 5656 nucleotides. Its product is annotated as ephrin type-B receptor 1. Gene Ontology annotation, cellular component: neuron projection; plasma membrane. Bases 248 to 3280 code for a protein of 1010 amino acids. The record is from RefSeq and is a predicted model, not a curated record. Gene Ontology annotation, molecular function: transmembrane-ephrin receptor activity; protein binding; ATP binding. NCBI's taxonomy places the organism in Eukaryota, Metazoa, Chordata, Actinopteri, Salmoniformes, Salmonidae. The transcript has 17 exons. Gene Ontology annotation, biological process: cell surface receptor protein tyrosine kinase signaling pathway; axon guidance; protein phosphorylation.
CGUGUGUGAGGAGGUUGUCUCGCCCCCCUCCUCUCGUCCUCACCACCCCAAUCUAUCCCCUAUACACUCGGCGAGGUCCUACACUGGUUGUCACAUAGUCUUUACUACGGGUUGAAAUGUGACUCUCACAACACGGGUUUACCGACUGGAAUGCACCGCUCUGUGACAACUGAAGGGAUUUUUUUGUGCGCGCAAAUCCUGCGUGGUUCUCAGUGGAUAUAGGCUGUGUGGACUAUACAUUCCUGCCAUGACUGUGGAUUUGUUUGCGGUUUUAUGGGUCAUCAUCACCACCACGGUUUCUGCGAUGGAAGAAACAUUGAUGGACACACGGGUGGCUACGGCUGAGCUAGGCUGGACGGCCUACCCUGCGUCUGGGUGGGAGGAGGUGAGCGGCUACGACGAGAACCUCAACACCAUACGGACCUACCAGGUGUGCAACGUGUUCGAGCCCAGCCAGAACAACUGGCUCCUCACCACCUUCAUCGACCGACGUGGAGCUCAGAGGAUCUACGUGGAGAUGCGCUUCACCGUGCGUGACUGCAGCUCCAUCCCCAAUGUCCCCGGCUCCUGCAAGGAGACCUUCAACCUUUACUACUACGAGACGGACUCGGUUAUCGCCACCAAAGGAACCGCCUUCUGGAUGGAAGCCCCCUACCUAAAGGUUGACACUAUCGCGGCUGAUGAGAGCUUCUCCCAGGUGGACUUCGGCGGACGGUUGAUGAAGGUCAACACGGAGGUUCGGAGCUUUGGCCCUUUGUCGAAGAACGGGUUCUACCUGGCGUUUCAGGACUAUGGUGCCUGUAUGUCGCUGCUCUCGGUCAGAGUGUUUUAUAAGAAGUGCCCAAGUGUGGUGCAGAACUUUGCCAUCUUCCCUGAGACCAUGACAGGGGCUGAGAGCACCUCCCUGGUCAUCGCUAGAGGAAUCUGCAUCCCGAAUUCAGAGGAGGUGGACGUGCCCAUAAAGCUGUACUGCAAUGGAGAUGGCGAGUGGAUGGUUCCUAUCGGGAGCUGCACCUGCAAGGCCGGGUUCGAGACUGAUAACGGGAACGUCUGCCGAGCCUGCCCCCCAGGGACAUUCAAGUCAACCCAGGGUCCAGGCCUGUGUCUGCAGUGCCCCUCCAACAGCCGCUCUGCAACCGAGGCCGCCACUAUCUGUAUCUGCCGCAAUGGUUACUACCGCGGUGACAUGGACCAGCCUGACAUGCCCUGCACCAGCGUUCCCUCGGGCCCGCGGAACGUGAUAUCCGUUGUGAACGAGACCUCAGUGAUCCUGGAGUGGCACUCGCCUAGGGAGACAGGCGGUCGUGAGGACGUGGUCUACAACAUUGUUUGUAAGAAGUGCCGGGCGGACCGCCGUACCUGUUCACACUGUGACGACAACGUGGAGUUUGUUCCGCGGCAGCUGGGCCUGACGGAAACCAGAGUGUUCAUCAGUAACCUGUGGGCCCACACGCUCUACAGCUUCGAGAUACAGGCCGUCAACGGGGUGACCAAUAAGAGCCCCUACCCUGCCCAGCACGUGUCUAUAGACAUCACCACCAACCAGGCUGCCCCCUCCAUCGUACCCAUCAUGCACCAGGUGAGCUCCACCAUGAAGAGCUUCACAUUGUCAUGGCCACAGCCUGAACAGCCCAACGGAAUCAUCCUGGACUACGAGCUACGCUUCUACGAGAAGGACCAUUCAGAGAUCAACUCCACCGUGGUGCGCAGCGAGACCAACACAGCCAGGGUGGAGGGCCUCCGGGCGGGCAUGGUCUAUGUCGUGCAGGUGCGGGCCAGGACCGUGGCUGGCUUUGGCAAAUACAGCGGCAAGAUGUGCUUCCAAACCCUCACAGAUGAUGACUAUAAGUCAGAGUUGAGAGAGCAGCUUCCUCUAAUCGCAGGGUCAGCUGCAGCAGGAGUGGUGUUCAUCGUCUCUCUAGUGGCCAUCUCCAUCGUCUGCAGCAGGAAACGGGUGUACACCAAGGAAGCGGUGUACAGUGACAAGUUACAGCAUUACAGCACAGGAAGAGAGCUCUCCCUGAGAGCCGACAUGUCUAACUGCACCUCCCCACUGGGCUGCCCGACCCACUUCUCAGGCUCUCCGGGGAUGAAGAUCUACAUCGACCCCUUUACCUACGAGGACCCCAACGAGGCCGUCCGGGAGUUCGCCAAGGAGAUCGAUGUGUCCACCGUCAAGAUCGAAGAGGUCAUUGGUGCAGGUGAGUUUGGUGAGGUGUACAAGGGACGUCUGAAGCUCCCAGGCAAGAGGGAGAUCUACGUGGCCAUUAAGACCCUGAAGGCAGGAUACGUUGAGAAGCAGAGGCGGGACUUCCUGUCCGAGGCGUCAAUCAUGGGACAGUUUGACCACCCCAACAUCAUCAGACUUGAGGGCGUGGUCACCAAGAGUCGGCCAGUCAUGAUCGUCACAGAGUUUAUGGAGAACGGGGCCCUUGAUUCCUUCCUGAGGCAAAACGACGGUCAGUUCACCGUGAUCCAGCUGGUGGGCAUGAUGAGGGGCAUCGCGGCGGGCAUGAAGUACCUCUCUGAGAUGAACUACGUCCAUAGAGACCUGGCCGCCCGCAACAUCCUAGUAAACAGCAACCUGGUUUGCAAAGUGUCUGACUUCGGGCUGUCGCGCUACCUCCAGGACGAUACCUCUGAUCCCUCCUACACCAGCUCUCUGGGGGGUAAGAUCCCAGUGAGGUGGACAGCUCCAGAGGCCAUCGCCUACCGGAAGUUCACCUCAGCCAGUGACGUGUGGAGCUACGGCAUCGUCAUGUGGGAGGUGAUGUCAUUUGGAGAGAGGCCCUACUGGGACAUGUCCAACCAGGAUGUGAUCAAUGCCAUAGAGCAGGACUACCGGCUGCCCCCUCCCAUGGACUGCCCCUCAGCUCUGCACCAGCUCAUGCUGGACUGCUGGCAGAAGGACCGUAACGCGCGGCCACGCUUCGCUGACAUCGUCAACACCCUGGACAAGAUGAUCCGUAACCCAGCCAGUCUGAAACAAGUGGCCAGCAUCCCGGCAGUGCCUUCCCAGACCCUGUUGGAUCAUUCUAUCCCAGACUUCAACACCUUCAGUUCAGUGGGAGAGUGGCUGGGAGCCAUCAAGAUGACCCAGUACAGAGAUAACUUCCUCAACUCUGGCUUCACCUCCCUGCAACUGGUGGCACAGAUUACAUCCGAAGACCUCCUGAGGAUAGGUGUCACCCUGGGGGGCCACCAGAAGAAGAUCCUCAGUAAUGUCACCUCCAUGCGGGUGCAGAUGAGCCAGUGCCAGUCGCCCACUGCCGUGGCAUGACUGGAGGGGGCGCCAUGCCACGGGGCGGGCAGCAUUCGGGUUGGCAGGGACUACAGCAGAAAGGACUACACCCCUCACCGAAUGACCCCCGACCCGUCGGAACGCGCCAGGGUCGAGACUAUCAUUCUCAUCUAAUCCCAUCGAACAUAUAAUCAAACAUCAUUACCCAGGAGGCCAGGGUCCAGACGAAGACUAACUAUCAACUUCCACUAAGCUGAGUUAUUCUGAGUUAUGAUGUAGAGUUCAAUGUGUUCAGAGGCUGUUUUAUUUUCAAUCUUAAUCUGUGAGGUCUACAUAAUAGAAUAUGUUGGUACUGACACAGAGAUUGAGUCUUUGGGAAUAUCAGAUGUAUGUCUUGACUGGAUGAUGUUAGACUGGAGAGGAGGAAAUGGAAGACAUUUUGAAGAGGAAGAUCAUUGGUGAAUCUCAACACCCCCCCCUUACCAACUCGUUCAGAGGGCCCUCCGUUGUCACGUGUUGGUGACGAAGCUCAGAGGUUGACUUCCAGAGAGUGGCGAGGGGAUGAAUACAUCAGUCAUCAGUCAACUUUUGGAACACACUCAUGGCAAUUCAUGUUUCACUUUUAGAUACUAAAACGAGCAUGAAAUUCAACCCACUGGGCAAAAAAACGGGUUGAAUCCAAAUUGUUUCCACAUAAUUUCAACAAUACAUGUGAUGAUGUUGAUUCAACGUGGAAAAUGUAUUGGAUUUCGAUUGAAUGCAAAUAGUCCUAAAUGUGAGGGAAUUUCAUGUUUUUUUCAGCUAACUUUGAACCUAAAUCCAAAGUCAUAGUGACAUUUUUUGUUGAUUUCACAUUGAAUUCACGUUAGUUGACAACUCAACCAAAUGUACAUUUUUUUUUAAAUGAUGUUGAACUGACGUCUGUGCCCAGUGAGAAAUGAACAAAUCCCCCUAGGCCAUUUUACAAGAUAUAAACCUCAGUAACAGUUACACAUUUAAUUUGGGAAGUAUUUCAUCUGUUACCUGUCUUGAAAUCAGAUGGUGGAACUGCUCUGAUAGUUCUAUGCAUGUGGCAUACAACUAGGCACGCACUCUCCAAACAUAUUGAGGUGUGUGUCGGGAUCGGACUACACCCCUCACCGAAUGACCCCCGACACGUUGACCCGUAGCACUUCGCUAUGAAGCCUGCAGCCUUUCUGGCUUGGUCGAAGUGGCUGUGAGAGGGUUAAAUUAGCCCCUACACCCUCGAUCAUUUUCACUCCCUCAGCUUGUGGUACAAUGUGCAUAUGGCGCAGGUGCGCGUGGCCAGGAGCAAGGGGAAGGGAGUGAUUUGGGAUUCAGCCAAUGUCAUCAGAAGGCCCCUGAUUUGUCAUUUGACCCCAGCCUUCUUCAAAGACUGAAAUGAGGAUGCAUUGGUCUGGCUAGGAGCAGCAGUAUGAAAUGCGUAUAGAAAGAAAGCAAUUCAACCUCUAUAGACAUGCUCAAUAUACACACAUACGGAAAAAUGAUAGAGACAUACAGUGGUGAUUGGUUGAUUUGACAUUUUUCUCACCUUAUAUUUUUUCAUUUGAAACUUUUGACAUUUUUGAGAUCUCCUCAAGGUCGACCAAAGUUGAACUGGCUGGAAAGGAGAGCUUCUCUGACAUUUUGUUGGUAUUGUGUUUUGCUUUUCCACCAUGAAAGCAGGGAACAAAAUUCUCUACCAUGUUUUCACUUUAACACUACCUGUGGAGGUCUGGGCUGAUGGCCUUGCCAAAGGACUAGUGAAACGGCCUCACCCAGAUUCUGAGAAUAUAUAUAAAUAUGUAUAUCUCUAACUAAAUAUGAAUAUAUCUUCUGAAUAAAUCUUCAUAUUGAAGGUGACUUGUAUGAAUAUGUAUGCACAAAACUCUCUCUGCUUGCCUUUUUGGCAAAGAUGAUGUUUUUGUGGACUGGAUUGUGAUGGAGAUGGACUCAUAAUGUAGUUUCUCUACAGCGCCACCUAGCCCUCUGGAGGACAAAACAUAAAGACACCAUUUUGUUUCUUUCCCCAAUGCUGAGGGGUCAUCACAUGGACAAUCCUGAAUGAAUUUUGAGCUGGAAGCAAAUGUACAAAGGACCAUGUACAAAUGACUCUUUCUGUGGAUGUGUAUAAAACAACUAUAGGGAUAAAAAAAAGUAACAAAAUGUCCCUUCUCUGAAGAGCCCAUGUUAAAUGUAAGUGUAUUCAUGCCAUAUCUUGCUGGUGAGCACUUACUUGUACAGACUGUAUUUUUCUUUAUUUCCUCUUGUUUGUUGCUUGUGUUGGAGUGAUUGGAACCAUCAAGAAUGGGAAGGAGAGUGGAUAGUGUCUCGUCUGCUGGCCAAGGUCUACGAUAAUGGACACACAUAUAAACACACACACACACACACACACACACACACACACACACACAC